This is a messenger RNA of Cynocephalus volans (Philippine flying lemur), 3194 nucleotides long. It is a transcript of the gene VTI1A, whose product is annotated as vesicle transport through interaction with t-SNAREs 1A. The transcript has 10 exons. The record is from RefSeq and is a predicted model, not a curated record. Gene Ontology annotation, cellular component: late endosome membrane; Golgi apparatus; SNARE complex. NCBI's taxonomy places the organism in Eukaryota, Metazoa, Chordata, Mammalia, Dermoptera, Cynocephalidae. Bases 149 to 832 code for a protein of 227 amino acids. Gene Ontology annotation, molecular function: SNAP receptor activity; SNARE binding. Gene Ontology annotation, biological process: macroautophagy; vesicle fusion with Golgi apparatus; retrograde transport, endosome to Golgi.
CAGGAAGCGGCUGUGCUGGGAGCUGUCCCCGGUUCUCCGCUCUGCUCCCGAGGGUGCCUCCCGGGGUCCCUACACUGCGGCCCCCUCGACCCGCGCGGUCCCUGCCCCGACCUAAGCUCUGGCCCGGGCCAGUCACUCCGGGGCCGCCAUGUCUUCCGACUUCGAAGGCUACGAGCAGGACUUCGCAGUGCUCUCUGCAGAGAUCACUAACAAGAUUGCGAGGGUCCCGCGACUCCCGCCUGAUGAGAAGAAACAGAUGGUUGCAAAUGUGGAGAAACAGCUUGAAGAAGCAAAAGAACUGCUUGAACAGAUGGAUUUGGAAGUCCGAGAGAUACCACCCCAAAGUCGAGGAAUGUACAGUAACAGAAUGAGAAGCUACAAGCAAGAAAUGGGAAAACUCGAAACAGAUUUUAAAAGGUCACGGAUCGCCUACAGUGACGAAGUACGGAAUGAGCUCCUAGGGGAUGGUGGGAAUUCCUCAGAGAACCAGUUGAUAAAAUUACGUGAAGAGAGGGCACAUCUGCUCGAUAACACAGAGAGGCUGGAAAGGUCAUCUCGGAGACUAGAGGCUGGAUACCAAAUAGCAGUGGAAACCGAGCAAAUUGGCCAGGAGAUGUUGGAAAACCUCAGUCAUGACAGAGAAAAGAUACAGCGAGCACGUGAAAGACUUCGGGAAACAGACGCUAACUUGGGGAAAAGCUCCAGGGUUCUGACAGGGAUGCUGCGAAGACCAGUAACAGAACUUACCUUGGAGAGCCCUGAGUCAUAUGCCUUAGUUCUGAUUUCCAGCAUCUUCCUCAGCUCUGUCGAAUCAUCCAGAACCGCAUCCUGAUGGUCAUCCUGGGGAUCAUCUUGGUUAUCACCAUCCUGAUGGCAAUCACUUUUUCUGUCAGAAGACACUGAUGUAUCUGCUCCCCCUUGAUAAACAGCAACAACGGCUUGUUCUGAGUAAUUAAGACAAAGUGGUCCCAUGAAUCAUUCUUCUGUGCUGACAGGCCCUGGGUGACCCUCUCUCUCCCUCACCACUGUUCAGCUGAAGUGCAAAGAGUGUAAAAAUAUUUUCUAUUCCUGUUUGCAUGUGGGUUGGUUUCCUUUCCCAGGUUUGUCUUCACCCAGAUGUGUUUUUUAGAGGGGAAGGUGAAUGUUUAUUUGCCUUUUGGUAAUUUCAUGUACAGACCAAAAUAGGCUUGGUGAUACUCUUCCUUGCCCUGUGGACAUAUCAGGAGUCAUGGUUUAGGAGAGGGAAUGAUGAAUCCAUCACGGGAGCUUCUGCUUGUCACAUACCUCUUGUCACUGAAAAGUACUUCUGUGACAUCCAAGGAUAAAAAUGCAGAGAAAAGCAGAGGCCAGAGCCAGUGACCCACUCCAGCAAACCAGCCCUAUUCCUACCCAGGCAUAAUGAACAUAGUCAACCUUCCUGAGCGCUUUCAUUGCAAAGGUGGGUAUUUAAUGUCAGUUGUACAGGAAAUUGACUUAGCACUUUCCCGGUUUUUCUGUUGCAUAAUUUUUUUUUUAGCCUGAGAAUAUUUUUGCUGAGCCUGCCCAAUAUCCUCCUUUUACAACUUUGAUUACUGGCUACGAGAAGUAUUUUCUUGCCUUCCCAGAGUGCUACACUCCCCAGAAUUUGCUGGCGAAGUGAGCCCUGGCACGAUAUUUAAUUGUGACCUCGUCUUCCCUGACCUGUGUAAGCAUCUCUGUAUCCUUUCGGUUUUAAUAUUUGCACUUCCAAAAGCAGCCCUCAUACAUGCAAAAGGUCUGACAAGGUUCUCUCCACAUCCAUUCCAGUAUGUAAAGAGAACAUGAAUAUUUCAGUAAGAGCAAGAACAUGACUCUGUCAGUGUGAAAUUUCAAAUGUGAUUAUAAAUAUGGGAGAGUCCUAUAGGAUGAUACAUGAGAAAUAAACUAUGAAAAAUGUUCACUAACCUCCUUAAAAAGAAUAAGAGAUUGCAGAUUGCUGCAAAAGGACGGCUUGGGUUUUUUUUACUAAGAAAUGUUAGCACAGCCUCCCUGAAUUCACGACGUAUUCAAACCUCUAAAAUGCUUUGUGAUUUUCUUUCAUUUCUUUCUGUCUGAGGUAACCAGGAAAUGCGUUCAAAAUGAUCAGGCUUAAAAGUUGCUCAAGCUGAGGUUGUUUUCCCCCUAGUCAUAAAGCAAAAUGUGUUUUUCUUAAGACUUCAUAGGCACUUAUGCUCCGUCAUAGGAACUUACAGGGCCAUACUAUCUUUUGAAUAUAAUUGGAAGCUUUGAACCCUUGAAAAGCAAACCUGUUCUCUUCAUAAAAAAUGCUAACCACCUGUGCCCAUGGAUCGAGAUCACCCAGAUGCAGCACUUAAUUUUUUUCCCAGCUCAGAAGCAAGCCAUUAUGGUUUAGAGUGGAAAUGCAGAAGAGCAAAAUCCACCUGAGAAAUCGUACUUAUCGAAACAGGCCAGGGCCUGCAUGUGUUCAGAUAAAUCAUUUAGUAUUGUGUAAAUAAAGCUGCAGCCUUUACUUCGGAGGGAUGGUGUGGAAUUUUGGCUGAGCAAAGUAGGACAGAAAAGGAACGAAGGAGCAGGAAGCUGUGCUAAUUUUCCCAUCAAAUUAAGGGAUGCAUCUUAGCAAGAAUCUUGUGUUCUGCUAACGGAAUUCUGUAUGUGCCAAACAGGUCUAAGAAACCAGUAAGAAACAAGGAAACAAACACAUAACCCCCUUCUCAUUCGGAAAUACUAAUAGCCACGAAGUAUAAUACCAACCCCUCUGGUGGCUUCUAGGAAACUGUUGAUCUUAGCUAAAAUGUAGAAUCGGUUACUGAGCUACACUCCCCACCUCCAUCUCAUCUACUAGUCACAGACUCUUCCCAAGGCCACCUCGGUUGGCCUGAUAAUCAAAGUUGAUCUGAUCAUCUAAACUUGCCAGCUCCUAAAUAUCUCACUAAACCUUGUGUUCACGUCAAAGUAGACAAAAUAAGAAAGGAGUGCUCACCUCUCCUCAACCUUUUUUCUUCUGAGUUCUAUGUCUUUAUCAGCCUUUGCCUGUGAUAUUGCCCAAUUCAACCUGGGAAGUGGAAGAAUAUUAGCAGAUAACCCUCAGCCCUUGGCCUAACGGCUCCAUCAAACCACCUCGAGAGCGACCACCUAGACCAGGCUAGUGAGGAAACUGGUCUGAGGGCCCUGAACCCCUUCUGGGCUCUCCUGGAUGAUGCCAGAAAGACCCAAAG